Hibiscus syriacus is the source of this 402-nucleotide messenger RNA. RefSeq lists its product as uncharacterized. The transcript is spliced from 3 exons. NCBI's taxonomy places the organism in Eukaryota, Viridiplantae, Streptophyta, Magnoliopsida, Malvales, Malvaceae. The record is from RefSeq and is a predicted model, not a curated record. The coding region runs from base 1 to 402 and encodes 133 amino acids.
AUGAAGGAAGUUCUUUCCAAGAAGAGAAAGCUUGGAGGGUUCGAGAUUGUUGCUCUUACCGAAGGAUAUAGUACUAUGGCUACAAGUCGAUUACCACCUAAACUUAAAGACCCAAGGGGUUUCACUAUUCCUUGUAUUAUUGGUUAUCAAUUUGAAUUUAGAAGUGGAGAAGUAAGGCAUACCGCUGUUACUUUACAACUUGAUGAUCGUUCCACCGUGCAUCCUUGUGCAAUUAUGAAUAAUAUGUUGGUUCGAGUAGACAAGUUCAUCAUUCCUAUUGAUUUCAUCAUUUUGGAUUGCAAAGCCGACAAAGAUGAGCAUUGGAAUGAAUGCCACAACAUCCAUGAUUCUACCAACACUAUAGCAACAAUUGAGGAGUUAAAUAGAGACGAGGAAGUAUAA